Penicillium paradoxum is the source of this 1905-nucleotide messenger RNA. Its product is annotated as putative bifunctional fatty acid transporter/acyl-CoA synthetase (FAT1). The record is from RefSeq and is a predicted model, not a curated record. The coding region runs from base 1 to 1905 and encodes 634 amino acids. Gene Ontology annotation, molecular function: long-chain fatty acid-CoA ligase activity; long-chain fatty acid transmembrane transporter activity. NCBI's taxonomy places the organism in Eukaryota, Fungi, Ascomycota, Eurotiomycetes, Eurotiales, Aspergillaceae. The transcript is spliced from 5 exons.
AUGGACAUUCUUCCUGGAGUCGGGGCGUCUGCUGUGGCCAUGGCAUCCGCUUUGUCAGUGGCCGCUGGGGCUUAUCUAAACGCAAAGCUUGCCAUUUCCACCGACGUCCAAACAAUCGUCAACAAUACAGACGUCGCGAAGCGUUUAAACGCGCGCAUCGCAAAGCUCGAUGGUUCAACAACCAUCUACAAGAUGCUUGAGAUGGCAGUGGAAGUUGAAGGACGAGGAGGCACAGAUGCGCUCUGGUUUGAGCAGAAGACGUGGUCGUAUGGACAAUUAAAAGACUUGGCCGACAGAAUGGCUGCUCUUUUGAAGGGACGCGAUGUCAAGGCAGGCGAUACUGUGGCUGUCUUCACGUCCAAUUCGCCGGAGAUGGUUGUCACUCUGUAUGCCCUGUCGAAAUUGGGGGCAGUGUCGGCUAUGAUCAACACCAACCUGCGAGAUGAUACCUUCAUCCAUUGCCUGAGUGUGUCUGGCUCUAAAUUAAUCGUCUCCACUGCCGAUCUGGCACAAUACGUCUGUAACGACCUGCCGCACCUCACAAUUAAUACGUCGUCCUUUGAAGGCGCCGAAAUAGGCUCAGUAGAGCUCAUCACCUCGGAAACUCUGCAGCAAUUUUCUCCAUCGGGACUUGCGGCAGCCAAGCGCACCCCAAAAGACCUAACCGUUCUGAUCUACACAUCAGGGACAACUGGCAAGCCUAAAGCCUGUGCAAUCCGCAAUAUGCUCACUCUGAUCACCUCCACCCCGCUGUCAACAGACAUCAACAACCCUUCAAAAUACUACCCGAUGCGCAUAUACUCUCCACUGCCCCUUUUCCACGGCACGGCAUUCUUCAUCGGGCUGUGUACAGCGAUCGGGAAUGGAGGAACCUUAUGCCUGGGUAGAAAGUUCUCCGCCUCGCAGUUCUGGAAGGAGGUGCACGACUCAGGCGCAACCCGUAUCUUAUACAUCGGCGAGCUGUGCCGGUACCUUCUCGCAACGCCACCAUCACCCUAUGACCAAGACCACAAGUGUCUCGUAGCAACGGGCAACGGGCUACGUGGCGAGAUCUGGGAAAAGUUCCGCAAGCGCUUCAACGUACCCGAGAUCCGCGAGUUCUACCGUUCAACAGAGGGCGUUGCCAAGUUCGACAAUCAUGGUGUUAGCGCUUGGGGUGCUGGAAAGAUCGGCUUUUCCGGUCCUAUCCGCCGCUUCUUGGAGGAUGACACUUUCAUCGUCAGGUAUGAUACUGAUUCCGAGAUGCCAUACCGGGAUCCUGCAACUGGAUUCUGCGUGAGGGCUAAGCUCGGAGAGGAGGGCGAGGCGAUCGGUCGCAUCCGAGAUCGCGGUCUACUCAUUGAAUAUUUGGGCAAUGAGGAUGCGACGGAAGAAAAGCUUCUUCGCGAUGUCUUUCAGAAAGGAGAUUUGUUCCAACGAACCGGUGAUCUAGUUGUACAAGACGAAGAUGGUUGGGUGAAGUUCCAGGAUCGGGUUGGUGACACUUUCCGAUGGAAGGGCGAGAAUGUCAGUGCCGGCGAGGUUCGGGACCACAUUUGCCGCAUUGACGGUGUACAUGACGCUGUAGUAUACGGCGUGAAGCUGAGCGGUUAUGACGGCCAAGCUGGUGCCGCUGGAAUCACGCUGGAAUCGCCAUCUGCUGAGACGGACAUAAUGUCAACGCUGUACAAACAACUCAAAAAGAAGGGUGUUCCAUCUUACGCCCUGCCUCGACUAGUCCGACUCACUCAAAGAGUUGCGACCGGUGUUACAUUCAAACAGGCCAAGGGUGAGCUGGCGAAGAAAGGCUGGAAUCCUCGUCAAGACUGUGAUGGUGACAUUUUGUACUGGUUGGACGGCAAUAAGUAUCGGAAGUUGGAAGAAGGAAAUUGGGCAGAGAUAGAAAGUGGUAGAGCCAAAAUCUGA